Ilyonectria robusta is the source of this 927-nucleotide messenger RNA. RefSeq lists its product as uncharacterized. The coding region runs from base 1 to 927 and encodes 308 amino acids. Gene Ontology annotation, molecular function: DNA-binding transcription factor activity, RNA polymerase II-specific; zinc ion binding. Gene Ontology annotation, biological process: regulation of DNA-templated transcription. The transcript has 3 exons. The record is from RefSeq and is a predicted model, not a curated record. NCBI's taxonomy places the organism in Eukaryota, Fungi, Ascomycota, Sordariomycetes, Hypocreales, Nectriaceae.
AUGCAUCAGACCUCAAAGCGUGGCAGCUCUACUGCUACCACGAAUAAUAACGAUGACCAUGUUACUCACUCGGUGGGUAUGAACCGCCGACAUAAACGUGUCUUGAAGGCUUGCGAAAGAUGUCGAAUGAAAAAGACCAAGUGUGACGGUGAAUUUCCCUGCAAGCGAUGCAAAGAUGACAGUUCGGUCUGCACUGCAGCCGUUAGAAAGAAGAUGGAGUAUAAGCAGCUGCCACAAGGGUACGCUGAAGUCCUCGAGAACACCCAAUUCGCUCUCAUCGCCACCGUUCACAAGCUCUACUCCAUGGUCCUAAAUAAUCAACCCUGGGAGCUGGGUGAGCCUGAAAUGAACGACCGGGGUCAGCCCGUAAUCCACAACAUCGCCCAGAAGCUGGGCUGCAUCCGACCCCACGGCGACAUCGACCUUCCCGUGCAUUCAGUAUUCCCCGAAGGCGAAGCUGGCAUGGCUGAGCUGGCCCGUCAGCUUGAAGAACAGCAGAAGCAGAAGGGCAAUGGGCGGGACAAGGAGUCCAAGGACGCAGACUUUUCCUUGUGCAACCAACCCGAGCGGGCGUCAUCAUUCGAGCUUGAGCGCUCCGGCUUCGAGUACGACUGCCGAAAGGCCGGCUUUGGCAGCAACCCCAUGACUCUGUCGCCUCAGAGCUUUACCGGCAGCACCAGCGACUUCGAAUCUGCCUCUCCACCUCUCGAAAUCGAAGCCGCCGCCAUGUUCCCCUCCCAAUCACCCUCGAUACCCAACUUCCCUGCCUGGUCCAUGGCCAAGACCCAGCCCGAGUUUGGCACCAUUAAUCCUCACGUCCCAUUGUGUACUAACCCCGAAGUUAUGAUGGUCAUGGGCGAUCCAACGGUCUGCUGUGGCUAUGGCGGCGAACUGUGCGACUAUGGCUUGGCUCGGGGGCUCAAUUGA